GUCCUUUUUCCAAUAGUAGAAUUUGUGCAAACCUUAGGAUUUAUAUUAUAUAUAUAGACAGGCAAAACUAAUAUCUAUAAAUGGGUGUAUUUGUUAACUUCCCUUUCUUUAUCAUCUAUUUCCUUAUAUCAGUUAGUUAACUAGUUGAAUAAAACACAGUUUUAUGUGCACAAUUCAAUGUCGAUUGGGCAAUUAAACAUAUUUGUGUAUAUUUGUGUGUAUGUUUUAAUGUGUACAUAUUUCUAUUACUUAACAUGAAAACAUGAACAAAAGAGAGAUUAUUUCUCACUUUACAAAAAAAAGAAACACAAUUAUAUCCUCUUGUAUAUUUAUAAUCACUAUUGUUGUUAUCAACGUCAACAACAGUUCAAUUUGAACAAAACUUUAAUAUUUCUUCUUUAUGUCAAUGAUUAUUGAAGUUCAUUAAAUUGUCUAUCAUUUAAUACAUAAUUAUUUCUUUAUUAUUCAAUUACAAUAUACAAAAUAAUCAAUCAAGAGUAUACUCUUGUAUUAAAUAAAUAAAUAUAUCUAUUUUUUAAAAUUAUAUCCAAAUAUGGAAACAGCAUUUUCUAAGACAGUUGAUGAAGUUUUAAAUCAUUUCGAUUCAGAUCCAGAAACUGGUUUAAGUGAUGAUCAAAUUAAAAAACAAACUGCAAAAUUUGGUCCAAAUGAACUUCCUGCUGAAGAAUCUAAAGCAAUUUGGCAACUUGUCCUUGAACAGUUUGAUGAUUUACUUGUUAAAAUUUUAUUAUUGGCCGCAAUUAUCUCAUUCGUACUUGCUUUAUUCGAAGAGAAUGAAGAAAGUAUCAGUGCAUUUGUGGAGCCACUUGUUAUUCUGCUUAUAUUGGUCGCUAAUGCUGUCAUUGGUGUCUGGCAAGAACGUAAUGCUGAAUCGGCUAUUGAAGCAUUAAAAGAGUAUGAACCGGAGAUAGCUAAAGUAUUUCGAAAAAGUCAUUAUGGUAUUCAACGAAUUAAAGCCAGAGAAUUGGUACCAGGUGAUAUUGUCGAAGUAUCAGUUGGUGAUAAAGUACCGGCUGAUAUGAGAAUAAUAAAAAUUAUGAGUACAACAUUAAGAGUGGAUCAAUCCAUUUUAACUGGUGAAUCUGUAUCUGUAAUUAAAUUCACUGAUGCUGUACCAGAUCCAAGAGCGGUUAAUCAAGAUAAAAAGAAUAUUUUAUUUAGUGGAACUAAUAUUGCAGCUGGUAAAGCGAGAGGUAUAGUAGUAUGUACUGGUCUUAUGACUGAAAUUGGUAAAAUUCGUAAUCAAAUGAUGGAUACAGAACCAGAUAAAACACCAUUACAACAAAAAUUAGAUGAAUUUGGACAACAGUUAUCAAAAGUUAUUUCAAUUAUUUGUGUCGCUGUAUGGGCAAUCAAUAUCGGACAUUUCAAUGAUCCAGCACAUGGUGGUUCUUGGCUAAAAGGUGCUAUUUAUUAUUUUAAAAUUGCUGUCGCCUUAGCUGUUGCUGCUAUUCCUGAAGGUUUACCAGCUGUGAUUACAACGUGCUUAGCAUUGGGCACACGUAGAAUGGCUGCAAAAAAUGCUAUUGUCCGUUCACUUCCAUCGGUUGAAACAUUGGGUUGUACAAGUGUUAUUUGCUCCGAUAAAACAGGUACACUGACUACAAAUCAAAUGAGUGUAUGCAGAAUGUUCAUCUUUUCUAAAGCUGAUGAUAAAGCACCAGAAGUGCAUCACUUUGAAAUAACUGGAUCUAAAUAUGCACCAGAAGGUGAAGUAUUUUUAAAUGGUCAAAAAGUUGAAUCUGGUGAAUAUGAUGGGCUUGUUGAAAUUGCAAAUAUCUGUGCCAUGUGUAAUGAUUCAGCUAUUGAUUAUAAUGAAUCUAAGCAUGUUUACGAAAAAGUUGGUGAAGCGACAGAAACUGCAUUAUGUUGUUUGGUUGAAAAGAUGAAUGUUUACAAGACUUUAAAAUCUGGAUUAUCCAAGAAAGAUUUAAGUAUGGCUUGUAAUCAUCAAAUUCAGGCCAUGUGGAACAAAGAGUUCACUCUAGAAUUUUCACGUGAUCGUAAAUCAAUGUCUGUUUACUUACAAGCUAAACCAGCGUUUUCAUCCAAAGUCCCAGCUACUGCAGGUUCCGGAGAGACAGGACCUAGAAUGUUUGUUAAAGGUGCGCCUGAAGGCGUAUUGGAUCGGUGCGCAUUUGUACGUAUAGGCAAUAAGAAAGUACCCAUGACACCUGCAUUGAAAGCUGAAAUAGUGAAACAUGUAGCAUCUUAUGGAACUGGUCGUGAUACGCUAAGAUGUUUGGCUUUAGCAACGUGUGAUGCACCAGUGAGCAAAGCACAGAUGGAUUUGGAAGAUUCGACUAAAUUUGUUAAAUAUGAACAAAAUUUAACAUUUGUUGGAGUUGUCGGUAUGUUGGAUCCACCACGUAUGGAAGUAUUUGACAGUAUAGCAAGAUGUCGUAAAUCUGGUAUACGUGUUAUUAUGAUAACUGGUGAUAAUAAAGCAACAGCUGAAGCUAUUUGUCGACGUAUUGGUAUUUUUGGUGAAGAUGAACCAACUACGGGGAAAUCUUUUACAGGACGUGAAUUUGAUGCAUUACCAAUUGAAGAACAAAGAGAAGCAUGUAGACGAGCAAGAUUAUUUGCACGUGUUGAACCUAUGCAUAAAAGUAAAAUUGUAGAAUUUCUUCAAGAAGAUGGUGAAGUAUCUGCUAUGACUGGUGAUGGUGUAAAUGAUGCACCAGCAUUGAAAAAAGCAGAAAUUGGCAUUGCUAUGGGAAGUGGUACAGCUGUAGCUAAAUCAGCAGCUGAUAUGGUAUUAGCUGAUGAUAAUUUCAAUUCUAUUGUUUUGGCUGUUGAAGAAGGACGUGCUAUUUAUAAUAACAUGAAACAAUUUAUUCGUUAUUUAAUUUCAUCUAAUAUUGGUGAAGUUGUCAGUAUCUUUUUGACUGCUGCAUUGGGUCUACCUGAAGCAUUGAUUCCAGUACAACUACUUUGGGUCAAUUUAGUCACUGAUGGUUUACCAGCUACAGCUUUGGGAUUUAAUCCACCUGAUUUAGAUAUUAUGGACCGUCCACCACGAAAUAUUAAAGAUCCUUUAAUUUCUGGUUGGUUAUUUUUCCGUUAUGUUGCAAUUGGUGUUUACGUUGGAUGUGCAACAGUUGGUGCAGCUGCUUGGUGGUUCAGUCUUUAUCCUAAAGGACCACAAUUGAAUUACUAUCAGUUGACUCAUCAUAUGCAGUGCUUGGCUGAAAAGGAUAACUUCCACGGAAUCGACUGUCACAUAUUUGAAAAUCCCAAACCAAUGACUAUGGCAUUAUCUGUUCUAGUGCUCAUUGAAAUGUUUAACGCCUUGAACAGCCUUUCAGAGAAUCAGUCACUGGUUGCUAUGCCUCCAUGGGUAAAUAUAUGGCUUGUACUGGCUAUGAUUGUUAGUAUGUCAUUGCAUUUCUUGAUUUUAGAAGUUGACUUUCUCUCAAAAGUCUUUCAAAUCACUCCAUUAUCAUUGGAAGAAUGGUUUAUGGUAGUUAAAAUCUCUGCACCAGUAAUAUUUAUUGACGAAAUAUUAAAAUUGAUUGCCAGGCGAUUUACGGAUGUUCCUACCAAUAUCGGUGAAUUGAAGUAAUCAUGGUAAAAAAUCAAUAAUGAAAAUUCUAUUAAGUCAAAUAAAACAACAUCCUUUAUCCUAAUUCCCCUUUUCUUCAAAACAAACAACAACAACAAAAAAGAUCUCAUUCUAAUAACAGUUUAUAAUUCAUUUCUUUAAUACUCUUCCUACCUACACCUUGCUCCUAAAAAAACAAAAAAGAGAAAUUGUUUUCGUCACAAAACUCUCCUUAGAUUUCUUUCUUCAUUUAUUCAUCAAAUUGUUCUCAUUUUUCAACGUAGUCAAUAAUUACAUUAUACAAAACAUUUAUUUCAUAUUUCAAUAGAAUCAGCUCAAUUUUAUUUGAACAAAUUUAAUAAUAGUGUUAUUUGAAAUUAAUCCAUUAUAUAACUAAUGGAAUAUCACGUCAUAUAGAUUUAUGUUAUCUGUUAACGUUUUGAUAAACUACGACUAUAUUAAGUUUUGAAAUUAUAUAUAUAUAUAUAUGAUGUAAUAUUAAAAUGAUACACAUCUUGAAUUCAAUAUACUUUUUAAACUCUUGGAUUGUUUAUUUAAACCAAAUAUACAUUAGAGAAUAAUGUUAACUAACUAAUUACUUACGAAUGUUUCUUUUUUAUUCUUCUGAAAUAAACAUGAUAUCUAUCCGUUAGUAACCCAAUAGAAAUAAAAUAUUUGUUUACAGUGCAAUGGGUUUUUUUUCUCUCCAAAAUAAUUCACUAACUAUACAGUAUGUGUUUCUACUCCCCAAAUCCUAAAGUCGAAAUAUUCAGUUUUCAUUUCUUCUAUCCAGUAGCUCAACCAUCCUUUUUCUUAGAACCCCUUUUUGUUUUUUUUUGUUUUUUUUUGGGGGGGGGUGUUUUUUUUUCCAUUUUUCGAUUUCCUAAUAGUUUUUAUUUUUUUUCUGUGAAGUAAAUGUUGUUAUGUUGGUCUCUUUAUCACUCUCUUUCUUUCCUUUAUGUUUCAUGAAAGAGUAUUUAAUUAUAAGGAUUUUUCAAUUAGUUAGAACUAUGUUAUCAUCAAAAAGGAAUAGUUGGAAAAUCUUUUUAAAAAAAAUCUCUUCUUUUUAAAAAAAAAUUAUUAUCUUUGGGAAAAAAAAGAUAACAUUUCGACUAUUCAAUUAACAUGAAACGAGGAUCAAUUACUUUAUGACUGAUUUAUUCCAUCUAAUCAGUUUUCAUCUAUUCACUUUCAUGUUUAUUAUUGAUCAGAAAAAAUAUUUACAUUGUAAUUUUAACACAAAAAAAAAGUUCCCCCUAUUUAAAAAGAAAGUGAGGGAGAAAGAGAGAGAGAGAGAGAGUUACAACAGAGAUAAGAAUAUCAAUUUCCUCGUAAUGUCCAAUUGAUUAACAUAAUUUAUGAAUUGAGACAAUAAUCAAUUAACAUACAUUUAUCAUUGACAAUCAUCAAAAUAAUAAACAAAUAAUAAUCAUACAAAAUUGUAGAAAACAAAUUUGAUUUCUUCUUUGUUUGUUUGGUUUUCUUUUCACAAUAGUUAUAGUUAUUUACAUAGAUUAAAAUUAUUACUAUUAUUAUGUUCUUCAAUAUUGAACCCGUGUCCUUUGAAUAUAUAUAUAUAUAUAUAUAUAAUGAUCUGUGUAGACUAUUGAAAUAUAUAUUUUAUUGUAGUGAGAUCAAAUUAUAAACAUUCACCAACAAACUGUG
This is a messenger RNA of Schistosoma margrebowiei, 5233 nucleotides long. Lineage: Eukaryota; Metazoa; Platyhelminthes; Trematoda; Strigeidida; Schistosomatidae. The record is from the annotation of a GenBank genome assembly.